Molecule: messenger RNA, 423 nt
Organism: Triticum turgidum subsp. durum (durum wheat)
Lineage: Eukaryota; Viridiplantae; Streptophyta; Magnoliopsida; Poales; Poaceae
Source: the annotation of a GenBank genome assembly
AUGGCAGCGAUCGGCGCCCCCACCGUCUUCGUCGCCGCCGCCGCCGCCGGACCGUCGCAGGCUCUAGGGCUGCCUCGGCUGAGAGUGGCCAAGGCCGCGAGGCUGAGGUGCAGGUGCAGCUACUCCAAGGACCUCGUGAGAAAGGCGUCUUCGGCUCUGGCUCUGGUGGUAGUCAAGGGCGCACCUCUGCUCGCUGAGGCGAGUGCCCUGAUGGCGGCGGCGGGCCCAAUGCUGGCCCCGCUGCUGGUGCUGGCACUGGUCGAUGAGCGGAUCAUGCCAACGGAGGGUGCCGGGAUGAACAACGACCUGCUGGGGUGGAUCCUGGUGGUUGCCUCGGGCCUCGCCUUGUCCUCCAUCGUCUACUCCAUCCUCGACGACGACGACGAUGACGACCAGUCCAACGCCGGUGGCAUCACGAUCUGA